Sinocyclocheilus anshuiensis is the source of this 3555-nucleotide messenger RNA. Its product is annotated as rap guanine nucleotide exchange factor 1-like. NCBI's taxonomy places the organism in Eukaryota, Metazoa, Chordata, Actinopteri, Cypriniformes, Cyprinidae. Gene Ontology annotation, biological process: Ras protein signal transduction. Gene Ontology annotation, molecular function: guanyl-nucleotide exchange factor activity. The transcript has 21 exons. The record is from RefSeq and is a predicted model, not a curated record. The annotation marks the transcript as partial. Gene Ontology annotation, cellular component: plasma membrane.
UUUCCCUGUCCAUCUGUCACCAGUUCGAGAGUGUCCUCCUGUCUCAGUCGACUCUAUCAAAGUCUUGCAAACCUCAUUCGCUGGUCGGACCAAGUGAUGCUGGAGGGGGUGAAUUUGGAAGAUAAAGAAACAGUUGCAACCGUCACCACUGUGAUCAAAGCAGUGCUGGAUGGUGUGAAGGAGCUGGUUAAAGUCGCCAUUGAGAAGCAGGAGCACCCCUCCCCUACGACACCUGUCAAAACCCUGCUUCCUGCCGCCAGUCCACAGCGUGUUCCAGAGCCCCCUGUCAUUGAGUUGAAGGAAACGGUCUUAAAUGAUACCCCUACCCCAGCCGAGGCCACAGAGACCCCAAAUGAUGUUCCUGAUGAGGAAGUGGCCCCUCCUAAACCCCCUCUACCUGGACUCAAAGUGCCUGAACAUUGUCCACCGGCUCUCCCCCCAAAGAAGCGUCAGUCGGCACCGUCUCCCACAAGGAUUGCCGUGGUUGCACCAAUGAGUCGUACCACAAGUGGAUCAAGUCUUCCUAUUGGUAUCUGUCGACAGGAAUAUGAGGCAGAGGCCUUACAGAGGCGUUUUUCAGGAGGCAGUCACUCCUAUGAAGGGGAAUCGCCACGACUGUCCCCAUGUGGCAGCAUCGGCAUAUUGAGCAAAUCAGAUGAACAGCUGUCAUCUUUGGAGCAGGACAGUGGACAGUGCUCUCGUAACACCAGCUGUGAGACUCUAGACACAGCAGAGAGCUACGACCCCGACUACGACUUCCUGCAUCAGGACCUGUCUAGCAUCGACCAGAUCCCUCCCGCACACACGGGGGGUUGUCUGAGCCCACUCCCCGAGUCUCACAACGAAUCAUCCUCCUUCCCUGUUCAGCUUCAAUCAAUACCGCCCGCUCUCCCGAAGAAGGAACGGCGAGCCCCUCCGCCUCAGGUGGAACGACUGUACUCUCAAUAUGACAAUGUUCCUGAUGAGGACAUGCAGACCCCACCGUUCCCCCUCUUUGCUUCGAUGCCACCCUCAAACCCUGGAGUAUUUAUGGGAAACUUUGGCCCUGCUGAGAACACACAGAUCCCUCAGAGCCCUCCACCCCUGCCGGAGAAGAAGAGUCGCCAUAUACUGAAGUACAUGCAGUUUAUGGAGGACUAUUCUGAGCCACUGCCUUCCGUUUUCUACCAGACGCCACAGAGUGAAAGCAUUUACGAGCAGCGCAAUAGGAAGCGUUUUCAGGAAGUGUACGGUCUCAGCGACUCCUUCAGCAGCAGUGAUGAGACCCUCCCUCCGCCAGCACUGCCACCCAAACAGAGACAACUGGCUUCCUCACACUCUGCAUCUCCUUCCUCCUCCUCUUCCUCCUCUCUGUCGGGUCAGCUGCAGCAGUGUGCGUCCGGGCCUGGCCCUGGUGAGACAGAAAGCGCUCUCAGCCUUUCUGCAUCUAACUCCUGUCUGAACCACCAGGGCUCCCUGCCUGUCCCUACGAGCGAAAGUGCUAAUGAUGAAGGUGGGGAGGGUGAAUACGUCAAUCUGUAUUCAUCCAACCAAGCCAGUGGAGAUGUGACUCUCUCCAAUGGAGACUCUUCUUGUGGUGCUGAGGACUCACUCCAGGACUCGGCUUCAGAACACAGCAAAGAUCCGGCCGACAGAGAAGGCUGGAAGCAGAAGUGUGUGGAUUCAGAGUUGACCUCAGAAGAGGUGGAUGAGCUCUACCUGAUGGACCACGACGAGAUCAUGUCUCACUUAAAACUAAAGCAAGAGAACGAUGACGGCCCUGACGUCAGAGCUGGAUCAGGCGAUAUUUUAUUGGUCCACGCCACCGAAACAGAUCGCAAAGUUGUUAAAGGGGUUUUCCUUGAUGAUAUGCUUUUGGUGGAGCUGACAGAAGACAUCCUGAAGCAGCUCAUGGAGCUUGUGUUCAAUCUGUUGUGUAAUGGUGAGCUCACCCUGGCCCGGGUUCUGCGCAAGAACAUCCUGGAUAAAGUCCAGCAGAAGAAGUUGCUGCAGUACACUAAUUCCCUCAAAACGCUGGCUGCACGAGGUGUGGCCGCCAGGCCUGGCACUCUGCAUGACUUCCGUAGUCAUGAGAUCGCAGACCAGCUGACUCUCCUCGAUGCAGAGCUGUUUUAUAAGAUAGAGAUCCCAGAGGUGUUACUUUGGGCAAAGGAACAGAAUGAGGAAAAGAGCCCCAAUCUGACCCAGUUCACAGAGCACUUCAACAACAUGUCAUACUGGGUUCGGUCCUUAAUAAUCCAGCAAGAGAAAGCCCAGGAUCGGGAAAAACUACUUCUAAAGUUUAUCAAAAUUAUGAAGCACUUAAGAAAACUCAAUAACUUCAACUCCUACUUGGCAAUAUUAUCAGCGUUGGAUUCAGCGCCUAUCAGAAGACUGGAAUGGCAGAAGCAAACGUCAGAGGGUUUGGAGGAAUAUUGCACUUUAAUUGACAGUUCCUCCUCCUUCCGGGCGUACAGAGCAGCUUUGGCGGAUGUGGAGCCUCCAUGUAUACCGUAUCUAGGCCUCAUUCUCCAGGACUUAACUUUUGUGCAUCUUGGGAAUCCUGACCUCAUCGAUAGAAAGAUAAACUUUUCCAAACGCUGGCAGCAGUUCAAUAUCCUCGACACUAUGAGGCGCUUCCAGCAAGUGCACUAUGACCUCAAACACAACGACGACAUUGUCUCUUUCUUCAACGACUUCAGUGACCAUCUAGCUGAGGAGGCAUUGUGGGAGCUCUCUUUGAAGAUCAAACCUCGCAACAUCACUCGCCGGAAAACAGAACGAGAGGAAAGGACGUAGCUCGCUCGGCUAGAACAACAAACUGCUUUUAAAAGCCACUCUCCUCUGAAUUGCAUCUGAAUCUGCAAGACACAGCGAUCACAAAUUACUGUAAUGGCAGCUACGAGACUGGAAACGAUACUGUAUUUCUGUUACAGUUUACUGAAUCUUUUUUUAGCAAAAAAAAAGGGUGAUUAGAUUUUAUUUUGUAAUUGCACUGCAUCUGAACCUGUGUGUAAAUUUGAAGUGGAACAGUGGCAAGCGCAAAGACAGAAAGCAUGACUCUGAUAUGUGAGAUUACGUGGUUUGAGAUCGUAACCUGGGAUUUACGGUGAUAUUCCGGGACCGUCUCGCCAUCUGGAUGUUUGCGGUGCAAUCUGGAAAAACAACUGCGACUCCAACUGCAAACUGAUACCAUGAUGCCUCAGUGGGCACUUUGGAUGUUGAAGUUCCUUGAAGACUGAUAUUUUUAUUUAUUUAUUUUGUAUGUAACAAAUGCACAUAAAGACUCUUUGGGUUUAGGGGGAUUGCUGUAAACUUAGCUGCUGGAUUGAACAGCUUGAAGCAUGUAUGAUAAUAGGUCAUUAUGAGGUCACUGUUAUUAAUAGCACUAUCAGGAUUUUGUUGCUUAUUCUGCCAGAUUAACACAGUAUUCGGCUUAAUUCAAAAGGCACUUUUCUGGAUUUGAGUUUCAAAUUUUGUUACUAAAAUUCUUCAAACAAGAGUGCCAAUUUUAAUGUGCACUAAGUUCUAGUAACUAUGGAAACCUGUUUCCCCCAUUAGAAAAAAAAAGACAGU